Struthio camelus australis is the source of this 1409-nucleotide messenger RNA. The record is from RefSeq and is a predicted model, not a curated record. NCBI's taxonomy places the organism in Eukaryota, Metazoa, Chordata, Aves, Struthioniformes, Struthionidae.
AUGGGGCAGGACAGGCUGGGACAUGGGGCAGAGCUGGGGGGACAUGGGCAGGAUAAGUACGCCAUGCUCCUGUCCCUCAUCUUCCUCAUCGUCCUGGUGGCUGCCAUCGUGGGGUUCGUCUUCAGGCACGAGAUUAAGGCAAACUUUGAGACCAACCUUAACCUGGCAUUGAAGAAUUACAACACAACAGUGGAUCAGCACAGUGAUGCAGUUGACACCAUCCAGAGAACACUCCACUGCUGUGGGAUCCAGAACUACACGGACUGGGAGAAGACUAAAUACUUUGCCCAGAGGGGGAUCCCUCAGAGCUGCUGCAAGAGCCAGGACGACUGCCCCGAGGGGGAUCUGAAGGACCUGAGCAAAGCCAAACUGAAAGUGUUUGUGGAUGGUUGUUUUUUCCUUGUGACAUCAAAAAUGGAGUCAAAAAUGAGCGUUGUGGCUGGAAUCUCCUUUGGCAUUGCGUGCUUCCAGUUGGUUGGCAUCUUUCUUGCCUGCUGCCUGUCCCGGUACAUCACAAACAAUCAGUAUGAGAUGGUGUAGCUGGCCCCAGCGCAUUGUGGCUGUGACCAAGGGAAUUCCUUCCGCUCUCCUGUGUCUCAGGAAAGCGUAGCCAUCUCCGGUUUUCCUCUGGACGCUGCUUUGUGGAAUCAUGCUUUGAAUUGACUGAUCUUCUUCUCAACUGGCUCAUAGAAACGAGUGCAACAGCUGUUCUGUUGCGCUCGGGGACUUGUCCUAACACUACUCUGCUGUACCACUGAGUGGGAUAAUUAGUGUAGCUGAGGUGGUUACAGUAACUGUGUUCCUCCGGGCGCUGCAGUCCCUGGCUCUUUCCUCAGCUGUGCACUGAAGUGCUGUGUUGAAGCAGACACUGCUGUCGUUCAUACUCAGACCUUGCUAGCUGCCUUGGAAGGUGGCCUCGUGGGACUCUCCUGUGCAGCAGUUAUCUUAUCUGGUGCCUCCACUGGGAAAGCAGUGCUUUCUCUCAUCUCUGACCUCUGCUCUUGGCCCUUGAAAUCUCAUCACAGUUCAGGCUCGCUCACUGGAUGUGGUUGCUCUUGAGAUGGGGCUGUUGCCCCGUUAAAACACUGCCCUGCCUGCCUGAAGCUCUUUGUUCAGCAAGGUUUCAGCUCGUUCCCAGGUUUUCUCUCAUCCCCAUGCUGGGUUUUAUAUCCUUUUUUUUAUAGUUGUCCUUUUCUAAGGAGUCUUGUUCCUCUCUUAAUCAGGCUCUAGUAAUUCUUUGUAAGCUGUAGCAAGGUUUGGUGGUGUAGCUCCUGGUGCCCUUACCCUGGUAGGUGUCCUUGUACUGAGUCAGCUGUGACUUGAUUGUCAGUAUUAUGUGCUGCUUUAACUCGUUUUGUGUGUUGAAUAGAACCCUUUGUCCUGAGACACAAUAAAUAUUAAGAUAUUUU